UAUAAAUAGAGCCAGUACGUGUGCAUGAAAACAACAGAAAGAAAGAUGCCUCAAGUUAGAGAGGCCAUUGAUGAUCACAAUGAACAGAAAGAAAAAGCUGAGGACGCGGAUGAUGCGACUAAGAAGGCUACAUCUGAGACUUUGCCAUUUCACAAACUACUGAGUGAAGCAGAUGCACUUGACUGGACACUCAUGGCUUUGGGGACAUUGGGUUCCAUUGUGCAUGGACUUGCCCAGCCUGUUGGCUAUUAUCUGCUUGGCAAAGCCCUUGAUGCAUUUGGAAACAAUAUUGAUGACACUGCAGCUAUGGUUAGAGCACUCAAAAAGGUAUAACUAACUUUGCUGGCAUAUCUUGAUUGAAAUUGAAGAAAAAAGAAUAUUUCAAGUUAAAAGUUGAAACAAAUGUAUUUGGAAGUGUAAUACAUAUUCACUAGGAGAAGGGUCUUAGUCAGCUGUUUUGCUUAACACGUAAUUUCAGGUCGUCCCUUAUGUCUGGUAUAUGGCCUUUGCAACAUUUCCUGCUGGAGUACUGGGUAACCACAUCCUUCCUACACCAUCAUACUAAAGUUUCGAUUAGCAAGACUCAAAAUAUUACUCUUUCACACUGAUUUGAAAAUGAAACUCAACUCCAUAAUUUAGAACUUAAAAAGUGCUAAUGUGGCAGAGAUAGGCUGCUGGAUGUACGCUAGUCAAAGACAAGUAGCACGUUUGAGACUGAAAUUCCUAAGUGCAGUGCUAAGACAGGAUAUUGGGGCAUUUGAUACAGAGUUAACUACUGG
Solanum dulcamara is the source of this 779-nucleotide messenger RNA. Its product is annotated as ABC transporter B family member 4-like. Gene Ontology annotation, cellular component: membrane. The record is from RefSeq and is a predicted model, not a curated record. Bases 25 to 333 code for a protein of 102 amino acids. The transcript has a single exon. Gene Ontology annotation, molecular function: ATP binding. NCBI's taxonomy places the organism in Eukaryota, Viridiplantae, Streptophyta, Magnoliopsida, Solanales, Solanaceae.